GACAAUUAGACAAUUACGACAAGGUACGUUUAUUCCACACAUGUGCACCUACCCACUUCCCAACCCACUUUUUACAUUUCUUACGUGAUUGGCCCAUGCACUCCUGCCAAGCCCCAUCAUAUGCACUUCCCCCACACCUGCCGUAAUUCUAUUAUUUUCCGCGACCCACACAAGAAACAACAACCCUUAAAAAAUUCUGGCCGCGUCUGAACAUCUGGUCUCUCUUCCAUUUCUUCCUCACACCUCUCAAAUCUCAUCAAUCUCAAGCUCGUUGUGUUGCAACUCAACUCCAAACCCAACUCUUUCAAUCUUCUCUAGGGCACGUAGCCACCCUAUUCCUCCCCCGAAAUUGUUCAAGAGUUCAAUACUGAACCUAAACCCGAACGCUUUUAACGUCUACCAUUACCUCGAUCAACCUACCUCCAACUAAUCUCCCAACCAGAACCAUCCUUCGCAAUGGCUGCCCCCGUGGAGAAAGUUGCGGACGCUGUCAAUGACGUUACCAAUGCUCUGAGCAAUGCCUCAAUCACUGAAAAGGACGAUGCCAAGGAUGCUGUCCAUGCCAGUGCCGCCGAGGGUCGCCGUCUCUAUAUCGGCAACCUCGCAUAUGCGACAACCGAGGGGGAGUUGAAGGAAUUCUUCAAGGGUUACCUUGUUGAAUCCGUCUCCAUUCCCAAGAAUCCCCGCACCGAUCGUCCCGUUGGCUAUGCCUUCGUCGAUCUCUCCACCCCGACCGAGGCUGAGCGUGCCAUUGGUGAGCUGUCCGGCAAGGAAAUUCUCGACCGCAAGGUCUCUGUUCAGCUUGCCCGCACUCCUCAGCCAGCUGGUGAGAAGGCUGAAGGAGCCACCAACGGUGAAGCCGGUGGUGAAGGAUCUCGACGCCGUGCUUCUGGACGUGGCCGUGGACGCGGUCGCGGUCGUGCUGGUCGCGCUGGACGUGGCGGCCGAGCCGAGGGUGGCAAAGAUGAUGCCCAAACUACCGAGGGAGCCGCGAACACCGCCGCUGCCCCCGAUUCCGCUGAGGUUCUACCAUUAACCGACAUCACCAAUAAGACGGACACUGACAGAAAUGAGAAGAAAAAGGGACCUGCUCGUGAACGACGUGAGCGUGGACCGCCUGCUGACGGAAUCCCCUCAAAGAACAAGGUUAUGGUCGCCAACCUACCCUACGACCUGACUGAGGAGAAGCUCAAGGAACUCUUCAACGACUACCAGCCGUCUUCGGCCAAGAUUGCUCUCCGUCCCAUUCCCCGCUUCAUGAUCAAGAAGCUUCAAGCUCGUGGUGAGCCCCGCAAGGGCCGUGGCUUCGGCUUUGUUACCCUGGCCUCGGAGGAGCUUCAGCAGAAGGCUGUUGCUGAGAUGAACGGCAAGGAGAUUGAGGGUCGGGAGAUCGCCGUCAAGGUCGCCAUUGACAGCCCGGACAAGACCGAUGAGGAGGCUAACAUCCCUCAUGAGGCCGAGGCCAAUGGCCAGGAAGCGGCUCCUGCUGCCGCCGCUUAGAUUUCGGUCUAAGCUUUUCUGGACGACGGCACAAGUCCCAAGUAUGAUGAGAGAAUGAAUGCAACCAAUCAUUCAUUACCUACUAUUACGAAAAUAUCCUAUAUGCUUGUGCCUCAGUCUACUUGGACCUAAUGAAUGAUGGGAAUUUUUACUUGCUCCUUUAACCAUAGAUACGAACACACAAAGCAGUAGCAGAUGUGGUCUCGAAUUUUGUCAGGAGCAUAUGCUUUGUGGCAUUUGCAUUUCUGGCGAAGGUCUUGAUCAUGAUGCUACAGUUUUACGAAUGAUUUUUGUCCAAGACCUCAUGAGCAUUUUCACGGGUUGUACACUAGGUGGACACCAGGAGGGGAUGGUUAGGGAGGACGCGGAAAAGUUCUGGAGCUCAGAAUUGAUAUGAUUGAUAUGAAGAACACGAUGCUUUUUUGUGACGUUAUUUUCUUGUGACGUCUGCUAUGUAAUUGUUUGUGAUUGAGAUGUGUAGACCACUAACUAAGUACUAGGUAUUAUUACUGUAGGUAACAACUUGAAAUCUUGAAGGUUAACUAACUACAUAUACCUACAUAUGUAGGUUAGUACAUAUUAAA
Messenger RNA from Hypoxylon fragiforme, 2084 nucleotides. Its product is annotated as RNA-binding domain-containing protein. Gene Ontology annotation, cellular component: cytosol. Bases 457 to 1500 code for a protein of 347 amino acids. The record is from RefSeq and is a predicted model, not a curated record. The transcript has 4 exons. NCBI's taxonomy places the organism in Eukaryota, Fungi, Ascomycota, Sordariomycetes, Xylariales, Hypoxylaceae. Gene Ontology annotation, molecular function: mRNA binding.